Molecule: messenger RNA, 3130 nt
Organism: Ceratotherium simum simum (southern white rhinoceros)
Lineage: Eukaryota; Metazoa; Chordata; Mammalia; Perissodactyla; Rhinocerotidae
Source: RefSeq, a predicted model, not a curated record
UGUGUCCUACCCAAGGCUACAAAAUUUGACAAGCUGCACUUUUUCUUAUGCUCAAUGAUUUCUGCUUUAAGCCAAAGGACCGCCUAUAGUUUCACUAAGAAUGUCUUCUAAUUCAGAUACUGGGGAUUUACAAGACUCUGUAAAGCAUGGACUUACACCUAUUGGUGCUGGGCUUCCGGACGGACGCGCCCCUCUCCCCGCCCGCGGCCGCCUUGUCAUGCUGCCUAAAGUGGAGACGGAAGCCCUGGGACUGGCUCGGUCGCAUGGGGAACAGGGGCAGAUGCCGGAAAACAUGCAAGUGUCUCAGUUUAAAAUGGUGAAUUACUCCUAUGAUGAAGACCUUGAAGAGCUCUGUCCGGUGUGUGGAGACAAAGUGUCUGGGUACCAUUACGGGCUCCUCACCUGUGAAAGCUGCAAGGGGUUUUUUAAGCGAACAGUCCAAAAUAAUAAAAGGUACACAUGUAUAGAAAACCAGAACUGCCAAAUUGACAAAACACAGAGAAAGCGUUGUCCCUACUGUCGAUUUCAAAAAUGUCUAAGUGUUGGAAUGAAGCUAGAAGCGGUAAGAGCCGACCGAAUGCGUGGAGGAAGGAAUAAGUUUGGGCCAAUGUACAAGAGGGACAGGGCCCUGAAGCAACAGAAGAAAGCCCUCAUCCGAGCCAAUGGACUGAAGCUAGAAGCCAUGUCUCAGGUGAUCCAAGCGAUGCCCUCUGAGCUGACCAUCUCCUCUGCCAUUCAGAACAUCCACUCUGCCUCCAAAGGCCUACCUCUGAACCACGCUGCCUUGCCUCCUACGGACUAUGACAGAAGUCCCUUUGUAACGUCCCCCAUUAGCAUGACAAUGCCACCUCAUGGCAGCCUGCAAGGUUACCAAACCUACGGCCACUUUCCUAGCCGAGCCAUCAAGUCCGAGUACCCAGACCCCUACACCAGCUCGCCAGAGUCCAUAAUGGGCUAUUCCUACAUGGAUAGUUACCAGACCAGCUCACCGGCAAGCAUCCCACAUCUGAUACUGGAACUUUUGAAGUGUGAGCCAGAUGAGCCUCAAGUCCAGGCCAAAAUCAUGGCCUAUUUGCAGCAAGAGCAGGCUAACCGCAGCAAGCACGAAAAGCUGAGCACGUUUGGGCUGAUGUGCAAAAUGGCCGAUCAGACCCUCUUCUCCAUCGUCGAGUGGGCCAGGAGUAGUAUCUUCUUCCGAGAGCUCAAGGUUGAUGACCAAAUGAAGCUGCUUCAGAACUGCUGGAGUGAGCUCUUAAUUCUCGACCACAUUUACCGACAAGUGGUACAUGGAAAGGAAGGAUCCAUCUUCCUGGUUACUGGGCAACAAGUGGACUAUUCCAUAAUAGCCUCACAGGCUGGGGCCACCCUCAACAAUCUCAUGAGUCAUGCACAGGAGUUAGUGGCAAAGCUUCGUUCUCUACAGUUUGAUCAACGAGAGUUUGUGUGUCUGAAAUUCUUGGUGCUCUUUAGUUUAGAUGUCAAAAACCUUGAGAACUUCCAGCUGGUAGAAGGUGUCCAGGAGCAAGUCAAUGCCGCCCUGCUGGACUACACCAUGUGCAACUACCCUCAGCAGACAGAGAAGUUUGGGCAGCUGCUACUUCGACUACCGGAAAUCCGAGCCAUCAGCACGCAGGCUGAGGAGUACCUCUACUACAAGCACCUGAACGGGGAUGUGCCCUAUAACAACCUCCUCAUUGAAAUGCUGCAUGCCAAAAGAGCUUAAGUAACAACGCCUAGGAGCUCUGCUUUCAAAGCAAAAAGAGAUUGGCGGGGCUGGGUGGGAGAAGAACAGGAAGAAAGAAAAAAAAAAUACUCUGAACUGCUCCAAGCAACGCUAAUUAAAAACUUGGUUUAAAGAUAUUGAAUUUAAAAAGGCAUAAUAAUCAAAUACUUAAUAGCAAAUAAAUGAUGUAUCAGGGUAUUUGUAUUGCAAACUGUGAAUCAAAGGCUUCACAUCCCCAAAGGAGUCCAUAUAAAAGACACUAACGGAGUGGACUAAACUCACAGACGGAUACCAACGCCAUGUCAGAAUAAAAAUGGACAGAACAGUUCUUGUAUAUUUAAACUGAUCUCCGCUGUGAACAACUUUAGGAACUGAUCUGUGUUAUUAAUUAGGCUUUUACAGCGGGGGAUUUGAGCUUACAAAAUUCCUCCAUGGUAAAGCUGAACUGAUUCUCAAGAUUCCAUCAGCUGCACCUGUAAUAGCCCGUCCCUCUUCCUUCCGAGGACCCAGCACCUUCUGUCCUGUGAUCACGGAAUCUGUGCUAAGGACUUGUGCUCAGCCACACCCACUAGUAGCUCCAUCAAAUCAUGAAAAGCCUAAUUUUGAAUGUCUGUCUUAGACCUGCAAACAGCUAAUAAGAACAGUCUAUUAAUAUGUUAGCUUGCCAUGUUAAAUAUGUUCUGGUUUGUUUUGUCGUGUGUUCAUAAUGUUAAAAAAGCAGGUAGUAUCCCUCUUCUGAUCUUCUAGAAGCAUUAAUUACUAUUAAGGGAAAUGACUACAAACUUUUAAAGCAAAUGUGCCAUAGCUAAAGCAAGCUAGACCUUAUUUCUGCUACUGUUACUGAAAUGUGGCUUUGGCAUUGCUGGAUUUCAUAAAAAUUUCUGGCCGAAAGACUUGUUAGAAUCCAUCAGUCUUUCAAACCAUCGAAGUUUGUAGUUCAUUUAAAAAUAAAACAUAAACCAUAUUUUGCUGGGAUGUCAAAUAGUCACGGUUCUAAGUAGUUUAAAACAAAACCGAAGCAUGUUAAGCUAUGCAAAAAGACAAGAAAGGAUGAGCAGAUAAAUUGGUUGACUCGAGGUUUGUUCUUGUUACAAUUGAACAUCCCCUAAAUGUAGAAUGGAAACAGCGAUUUUUACAUGUGGCCUGGAAAGAUAUUAAAGUAAUUCAAAUCUUCCCCAAAAGGGAAAGGAAGAGAGUGAUAUUGACCUUUCUAAGUCAUAGACCAAAGUCUGCUAUAGAACAAAUAUUGGAGGACAGAGAAUUGCAAACAAGCUCUCCAGACAACAGUAUCAGUAUUAUUAACACGCAGUGCCACAGGUAUGGAGGUCUUGCCUUAUUUCACAAUCAUAAAAGGCAGCUGUGCAGAUGUGGAUCAACAUUUGUUUAAAAUAAAGUAUUAAUAAAGUC